ACCGACCACGUAUUUGAUUGGAUUAUUUGAUAGUCAACGCCAAAUCACGGCACUGCAGCCGCAACUAAGGAGAAUGCCAACUGUUUAGGAUCGUGCAUAAAGUCCGACCCAACCGAACCGCAAGUCACACGCUUCCCAAAACCGCCAUCUGCCCGCCAUGAAUCUGCCGGAACGCAGCCGCUUUGUGAUCUACGCCGUCGGCAUCUUCGUAUGCUACUUCUUGUACGGAAUUGUCCAGGAGAAGUUGACUCGGGGCCGCUACGGUGAGGAGGUCCAGACAGACGGAUCCGUGGGCGAACGCUUUACCUACGCCUUGGCCCUUGUUUGGGUGCAGUGCCUCUGCAACUAUGUGUUUGCCAAGGUGCUCCUAACCAUUAGGCCGCAAAAGGAAGACACUACCAAUGCGGGAUCCUACGUGGCCUGCUCGCUGACGUAUCUGCUGGCCAUGGUUUCCACCAAUAUGGCCAUGCGCUGGGUUCCCUAUCCCACUGCUGUAGUGGGUAAAUCCGCCAAACCCAUCCCCGUUUUGAUCCUGGGCGUGCUGAUUGGUCGUAAAUCCUACAGCUUGACGCGCUACGCCUGCGUACUUACCAUUGUCCUGGGCGUUAUCCUGUUUAUGUACAAGGAAGGCAAGGUGUCCAAUUUGCCGGCUGAGACCACGCUACUCGGCGAGGUGCUGCUCUUCCUCAGCCUCUCAAUGGACGGAUUGACUGGAGCUGUUCAGGAGCGCAUCCGAGCGGCCAGUGCGCCCUCGGGUCAGCAGAUGAUGAGGGCCAUGAAUUUCUGGAGCACCCUGAUGUUAGGCGUUGCCAUGGUAUUUACAGGUGAGGCCAAGGAGUUCUUGUACUUCACCAUCCGCCAUCCCGAGGCGUGGACCCAUUUGUCGCUGAUAGCUGUUUGCGGCGUGCUCGGUCAGUUCUUCAUCUUUCUAAUGGUGGCCUGCUUUGGACCGCUGGCCUGCUCCGUGGUUACGACAACGCGAAAGUUCUUUACCGUCCUGUGCUCUGUUCUGCUGUUCGGAAACGUCCUGAUUGCCCGCCAGUGGCUUGGAGCUGUCCUGGUAUUCGCUGCCCUUUUUGUGGACAUGCUGUACGGCAAGAAGGCACCACUGGCUUCGGCCAAAAAGCCUCCAGUUGAGGGAAAGCUAUCCGAGGAGAAUAAGAAGCUGACUUCGUAGAAUUUAAUAGAUGAUUGCAUAGCCUUAUGUACAUACAUAUGCACAUACACAUAUUUAGAAGACAAAGCUUUAGGCUCGAGCGGCUGCAGCGCCGAAGUUUCCCCAUUUCCUAGAACUGCUUAUCGUACAAAGAAUUCUAUCUAUAGCGAACACAGCAUUCGAUACUUGAUCUGCAACCCAUUAACAGUCGUUUUAGGUAAUUAAAUUAUUGAUAUCUAUUAGAAAAGGAACAAAUAUUGUGCAAAAAUUUACACCAGACCUGAUGGUCUCUAACUUACAGGAUCAUUCAAUCAUGUAAUGCUACAAUUUAUAAUUAAAACGUGCUCUUUUAUUAAA
Messenger RNA from Drosophila yakuba, 1513 nucleotides. RefSeq names its product solute carrier family 35 member B1 homolog (gene meigo). The coding region runs from base 158 to 1177 and encodes 339 amino acids. Gene Ontology annotation, biological process: UDP-galactose transmembrane transport. Gene Ontology annotation, cellular component: Golgi membrane; endoplasmic reticulum membrane. The transcript has 3 exons. NCBI's taxonomy places the organism in Eukaryota, Metazoa, Arthropoda, Insecta, Diptera, Drosophilidae. Gene Ontology annotation, molecular function: UDP-glucose transmembrane transporter activity; UDP-galactose transmembrane transporter activity. The record is from RefSeq and is a predicted model, not a curated record.